This is a messenger RNA of Orbicella faveolata, 6649 nucleotides long. RefSeq lists its product as uncharacterized. Gene Ontology annotation, molecular function: protein binding; ubiquitin-protein transferase activity. Lineage: Eukaryota; Metazoa; Cnidaria; Anthozoa; Scleractinia; Merulinidae. The record is from RefSeq and is a predicted model, not a curated record. Gene Ontology annotation, cellular component: cytoplasm.
AAAUAUGGCGGUAAGUGUCGAAGUGUUCUCAAGAUUGCCGACAAUUUUCUUCCUUGAAACUGUUUUUCCAUCUUAGUAGCCAUUUCUACCAUGGCCUUCGACAACAAAAGAGCUCUUUGGAUCGCUGCUGGCCUACUUUCAGGGCUAGGAACUGCUCUUUGUGUCGCCGAACUUCGAAAAUUCAUCAGGGAAAAGUGUACCAGAAAACCUCUUUCACAAAUGGAGGAUAAUAUUCGAUUGGAAGAUCUGGAAGUUCUCGUGCGAUCGUCGAACUAUUCCCUGAGAAAGAGCGCCGAACAGGUUGUGUUGGACAGAGCAAUGAAGAACCAAAAUCUUGAUUUCAUCAUCGGCGCUUGCUACAGCCAAGACGAGUUUCAAGUUUUGAAAGCUGUUGUCGUGUUAGCGAUGUUGGUGAAAAACUCCGAACGCAGCGAAAGAGAGAAGUUGAUAGACCACGGGAUACUGGAAUCGCUCUCUCACUCCCUUGUAUAUUCAGUUCAGACUGGAUACAGAAGUCUUGUGGAGAUGGGAGGUUACGAACUUCGACUGCAAAGGUGCGCUUCAGAAUCGUUAUUUCACCUUAUCUACGACGAAGAAAGGACCAAAGUUCGUCUAGCGCAGUCAAAUUCUUCCAUCGUUGCAGUUCUUUUACAACUGAUGUCGGAGACAAGGAAUAAAGAGGCUAUGCGAUGGUGUCUAUUUACGGUUCAUCAGUUGGCUGCUUGUGACUCAAUACGGCCCGAACUCUUAAGUAAUGGCGUAAUACCUUCUGUCUCGGAAAUGCUUGUCAGGAAUCAAGGAGAUUUUGUGUUGAUGAGAGCCUGUCUCCACACUAUGGUGAUGUUUGUUAAUAACAACACGGAUGAUGAAGUGGUAUAUCUUAAGGAGUUGGCUAAAUAUGAUGUCUUUAAACCAGCUGUAGUGUCUCUUAGAGCUGAUGACAGUGACCUUGUGUACUGGGCUGCUGGAUUAUUACAUCAGUUUGCCAUUCAAGACCUCCACAAAGCAGAGAUUUGUGCUACCCCAAACAUUAUCAAAUCACUUCAGAGUGUAUUAUGUUCAAGUGAAGCAAUCUUACAGAGGUUAAUCUUGCGCGUGCUAAGCUUCUUAUGUGUUGGAAACCAAUCAUUCAGGACUAAUGUGUUGCACUGUUCUUCGCUUGUGGCCAGGCUGCCUGUCUGCCUUGCUUCUGGUGACAAUGACAUUGUCCACUGGGCAGUGGUUCUACUUCAUGACCUUAUUCUUUCUGAAGGAUCUCCAACAGCAAAUCGUGCUGCAGCACUGAGGGUACUCUCUGUAGCUAACGACAUCAUCAAGUCUCUUGUGCCGCUGGCUUGCAGAAAAGAUAACAUCUUGAUUCGUUUGGUGGCUGAACUUCUUGGUCUGUUUUGCACUAUUGAAAGUUUACAAAGCAAGGUUCUUGAGGACGGCGGUUUAAAAGCAGUGCUGGCCUAUUCUGUAUCUGCUGAUUCUGAGCUGCAAUUCUGGGCAUCUGCUCUUUUGCUGAACAUGGCCAUGACAUCUGAUGAUGUUAAGAAAGAGAUCAUAAUGCUAGGCGGAUUGAAGCCGUUGAUGGAGUUAGCAAUUGGAGACAGCGAUCAUCCGCAGUGUUCCACUCAUGCUGCCAAGACUCUUGUUAUGCUUGGUUUUCUUGACACGAAAAUCCCAGUGACUAUCCAAUCCCUUGGUUACAAGAAUGGUGAUCGAGUGAGUAUUUCAAUCAACGGCAAGGAGCACAGUCCCAAUAAACCAGGCAUUAAUGUAGUGGUGAUGGACUUCAUGACUUUCCAAGUGACAGAAGCAGUUUCAUUUGAUACCGGCCAUGACAAGGAUGCUAGUGAACGACUCAUCGAGUGUAUUGACAUGAUACCUGUUGGAACACUGGUGUUCAUAGCUGUGAGAGGAGAGGCAAACUAUUACAUGACUGCUGAUGCAAAAGUACAUCUCAAAGAUCUUGGAAUUGAAGAUUACAAUUUUAAAACUGGCGAGCUGUGGACAUACUGUGGCUACAAGAAGAGAGAUGGAGCAGUGAAGAUUGCUCUUCAUCGAGGCUUUGAUGCGGUGGAGUUGGUCACUUCCCUCAAUCUAGGUGUGGUUUUCAAAUUGUGUUGGCUUGCUGUUGCCUGUUCUUCAGAAAGUUUACAAAGCAAGGUUCUUGAGGACGGCGGUUUAAAAGCAGUGCUGGCCUAUUCUGUAUCUGCUGAUUCUGAGCUGCAAUUCUGGGCAUCUGCUCUUUUGCUGAACAUGGCCAUGACAUCUGAUGAUGUUAAGAAAGAGAUCAUAAUGCUAGGCGGAUUGAAGCCGUUGAUGGAGUUAGCAAUUGGAGACAGCGAUCAUCCGCAGUGUUCCACUCAUGCUGCCAAGACUCUUGUUAUGCUUGGUUUUCUUGACACGAAAAUCCCAGUGACUAUCCAAUCCCUUGGUUACAAGAAUGGUGAUCGAGUGAGUAUUUCAAUCAACGGCAAGGAGCACAGUCCCAAUAAACCAGGCAUUAAUGUAGUGGUGAUGGACUUCAUGACUUUCCAAGUGACAGAAGCAGUUUCAUUUGAUACCGGCCAUGACAAGGAUGCUAGUGAACGACUCAUCGAGUGUAUUGACAUGAUACCUGUUGGAACACUGGUGUUCAUAGCUGUGAGAGGAGAGGCAAACUAUUACAUGACUGCUGAUGCAAAAGUACAUCUCAAAGAUCUUGGAAUUGAAGAUUACAAUUUUAAAACUGGCGAGCUGUGGACAUACUGUGGCUACAAGAAGAGAGAUGGAGCAGUGAAGAUUGCUCUUCAUCGAGGCUUUGAUGCGGUGGAGUUGGUCACUUCCCUCAAUCUAGGUUACUAUGCUAAUGAACAGGUACAGGGAUACAUUUUGUUACCACUGAUCGAUCUUUUGAUGAGCACCCCUGCAUCACUCGCCAUUAGCAAAGUGUCUGAACUGGAGCUUCUCACUGUCCUAGCACGACAUGAUUACCAUAAGGAAGUGAUGGUAAACACAGAGGGUUUCAUGGAGUACAUUGUGGAGUUGAUUGACAACAUGGCAAGCAAGACCGCUGACCAUCUCAGGGCUAAUCCACUGGUGAUUGCUCAUUGUAUCGGGGCCAUGAACAUCAUCACAGCAAUAAGCAUUGCCCAAGAAAGCCAUGAAAAGUUUGCUGAAUUCCAUGUCCUGGAUGCAGUUCUGGGCCUCCUUUGCCUCAUCAACUCACUACAGCUCGAAAAACUGAAUCAGCAAAUUAAAGCAAACGCUGGCACAGAGGGACAAACAGUAAUCCUCGAAACCGAAGCUGAAAUUUUUGGUGACAGUGAAACUGGGAAACCGACUGACGAAGGGUUUAUUACUCGUGUAGUUUCUUCACCCUCUGAAAAUGUGUCUGUUGUGGCAGAAGAAGUCAAACUAACCGCAAGUGGUUUAAGGACUCCUGUUCGCGGCAGCACCGCAGACGAACCUACUCCACUGAAAAGCACUCAGUUGAAAAGCACUCUACUGAAAAAGUCCAACACGACAAUUCUAGAGUCGGAAACAGUGUCGGGAGAAGCGAUAAUUCAUGAUGACUUAGAUGAAGCUUUCUCUAACCUGAGUGGAUUGAGUGUAGUAACGCUGUACAACUGUAUCGACUUGAUUUCAAGUCUAGAGGAAUCUCGGGAGCACUUUUUCAAGGCUGGUGCGAUGCAGAUCUUGUGGUGUCGGCUGCUCACUGCAAAUUCAUCCACAGUUCAGCAAAUUGCACUUGCCACUGAAAUGCUGUUGAACACAUGCUGCUGUAUGACCAUGCUGGGGAAAUAUUAUACUGAUCUUGUAGUGGAGCUGGACGAACAGACGAAGACUCCAGCCCUUGUGUUGAGUGCUGAUCGUCUGGAAGCUUCCAACCCUAACUGGACAUUUGAAAGCGUGCAUGCCACGUUAUGUGUGGGGCGUGGCAUGUGUACAGUACCCCCGUAUCCUUCUGGUUGGUACUAUGAGGUGACCCUCAAGUCCACGGGCAUACUGCAGAUAGGCUGGCAAACUGAGGAAUGCCGGUAUGGUCCCGAGCGAGGUGUAGGAGUAGGCGAUGACAAGAACUCCUGUGCGUUCGACGGUGCACGGUGUAAAGUCUGGAGCGGACCCCCAAGUGAACAGGUCAACAACGACUACGGUAGAGAGUGGAGUUACGGUGAUGUUCUAAGCUGUUUAUUCUCAUGGAAUGGAGAGGUCUCGUUCUGGUUAAACGGGGUGGAUAUGGGCGUGGCAUUCAGGGGGUUAAACCCUGGGGUUAAUUGGUACCCUGCGGCUUCUAUCGCCAUGGACCAACACUGCAGCUUCAACUUUGGUAGUAAGCCUUUCAGGUAUGAUAUUCCUGAAGGCUACAUAGCCGUUUGUCACGUGGUCUCCAACUUGGUCAAGAAAGGUCCACUGCGCCUGUCGUCCUGUUGGACACCGAUCAGCGGUAGUUUUGAGAGUAUAGUGGAAGAAGAUGAAGAACUCAAUGAUGAGGAGGGAUUGGAGACUACUGAAAGAACCAAGGCUGACAAGUCGGCUCAAAAAGUUGAAGAAAGCCGUUUCGAUAAGGAAGUAUCUGACGUUCUUGUGACGGAGGAGAGGUCCCCAAAGGCUUCUCCAGAACAAAGCAUGUCUGAUGCAGAUGUGCUGUUUGACUGCCAGGGCGCUUCUUCUAUAACUGAUCCAUCCCUUGUUAGAUCUCCUGAGCCUUCAAAUCACUCCCUAACGUUCGUAACUCCAUCGUCCAGUAUCUUCACUACUCCUCAGAGGUCCCUGCCAAAACCAACCGUGCACGACGAUUUCUUUCAUGGGAACGAGCCCAAGCAUACGCCGUUUGGAACAGCGGCGACUGGUGACGACACACUCGAGGAAAAGCCCCCUCGUGAUGAAAAGCACGUGACCAGCACACCAUAUUUAGGUUCAGGCUCUUUGAAGGACUCUAUUGACAAGCGCUUUCACGCGGGGUCCCGUCUGAGUGCCUGGUCGCAAGCGGUAACACCUGGAGAGUCCUUCAUGGAUGAGAUAGAGCCCAUUGUGCCAUGCCUGUACUUCGAGGCCGAGCUCAAAUACGCACCAUGUCGCGUCAAGCAGAUAGGCUUUAUCAACGUUGAAACAAGAGAGAAAAUUUAUUGUGACAUACAUGACGGCCAUCUCCAGCUUCCCAAGUCGUCCAGUCCUACCUCGUAUGAGCAUGAAAGCUUCAGGAUCCCGGAUGUUGUCGGCUGUGCUGUUAUCCUGUCAAGGGGACACAUUAUGUUCACCUUAGAUGGAGUACCUACUGGACAGUUUUAUGAAUUCCCUUCAAGUAAACCGUCAUCCAUGGUCAUUGAAAACCUCUUUCCUUACAUAUCUUGCACUCGUAUACGGUGUAACUAUGGCCAGCGGUCGUUCCUGUUUGAGGAUGCAAACAGCAAAGAAUCGCUCCUUGUGAGUGGAGCCUUGUUGCAUGGAUUAGUUAAAGACAAUUCACAGCUGUAGUCUGGGAUUCAGUCACUGACUUCGAAGUUGCAGAGCCCAAUAAGCGCUACUACAUGAAAGUACUGCUCAAUAGCUUUCAGAACCACCUUGUACAGCAUAAUAAACAGUACCAUAUGAAAGUGCUGCUCAAUAGCUUUUAUUCGAACGGUCACACACUAGGGUUUCACUUAAAGAUUUAACAGUUAGAACCACCUUGUACAGACAAUUCACAGCUGUAGCCUGGGAUUCAGUCACUGAAUUCGACGUUGCAGAGCCCAAUAAGCGGUACUACAUGAAAGUACUGCUCAAUAGCUUUUAGAACCACCUUGUACAGCAUAGAUAAACAGCACCACAUGAAAGUACUGCUCCAUACCUUUCAUUUGAAUGGUCAAAUAUUAGGGUUUCAUCAUCGGACUUAAAAGUUGGAACCACCUUAAACAGAAUGAUAAACAGUACCGCAUGAAAGUAUUGCUCAAUAGCUUUCAUUUGAAUGGUCACACACUUGACUAGGGCUUCAUCCUCAGACAUAACAGUAAGAGUAAACUUGUACAGCAUAAUAAACAUGAAAGUACUGCUCCUUAGCAUGCUGUAACACUUCACGCGACAUCACUUGCGCAGCAAACCAGUUCUGGGGCUGGUGGUUCAAAGAGGUGAUAAUAAAACGCCGUCCGAGUCGGUCACUCGCUGUCUACUGGAUAAGUGUCAACAUAACAAACUACGCUUUCGGCUGUUAUUGCAAAUAGUUACUUAAGUUGUGCCGUAUCUUUAUACUGAAAACAGCUGCGGUUUAGUUACUUCUGUCAGAGGAUAAACUGAGUGCAGAAAGAAACUGUGCGUUCAUUGUUGCUGGGAUGAUGUGCACGCUUUGAAGUUGUUGAGCGCAAUAUUGUACCCUCCCCACUCCCCCCUCUUCACCCACUCAAUAUUCUGUAUGUAUGUGGAGUGAAAGGGUGAAUCUCGCUGACAGUGUCCCGAAAGCGAGCAAUAUCAGACCUCUCAAGUCUCACGAUUUUGUCGUGAGACUCACGGUUUUCAGUUCAAUCUCAAGGUCUCACGACGAGACAGACAAAUCUCACGAUAAAUAGAGGCGCAAGCUGAAAGGAUAAAUUUUUUUGUAUAAUGUCAUUUUUGGCUUGCUUAGAUGAGUUUCUUGCGCUAAUUCUGUGCAGUUUUUCAUCCGUCUGUCCUGUUAUUGAUCAUGAAUUUCGUCAUAACUUUGUCAAAG